This is a messenger RNA of Odontomachus brunneus, 411 nucleotides long. RefSeq lists its product as uncharacterized. Lineage: Eukaryota; Metazoa; Arthropoda; Insecta; Hymenoptera; Formicidae. The transcript is spliced from 3 exons. The record is from RefSeq and is a predicted model, not a curated record. The coding region runs from base 97 to 411 and encodes 104 amino acids.
ACCCUGUUGCGACUUGCUUCGCGAUUUGUAAGAAGAAGAAAAAAAGAAACGAGAAAAAGAGAGAGAGGGAGGAGAAAGGAGGACAGAGAUGGACGAAUGAAGAGCAUCGCGGGAACAAAGAGAGGAAGAAAGACGAGGUGGACAGAGAGAGGCAGCGGGGCUCCGCGUAAUAUAAUUCAGUCGCGCGUGGAACGAGGGAAGCGGACGCAUCUAAUGCUGCCGCUAAAAUGGAUAAUGGAAGUGCGAUGGAAAUGCUGUAUAUCCGAGCUCUUACAUAUUAUCCGACAGAAUCUGAUUACGGCAUUCAUCCCGCUAGGAGAAUUCGACUAUCGACGCUUCUAUCAUCUAAUGCUGCGGAAGGAAGGAAGAUUUUUCAAAUCCACGUGGCGCGAUUUGAGGAAAAUAAAAUGA